Colletotrichum aenigma is the source of this 1026-nucleotide messenger RNA. RefSeq lists its product as uncharacterized. The coding region runs from base 1 to 1026 and encodes 341 amino acids. The transcript has a single exon. The record is from RefSeq and is a predicted model, not a curated record. Lineage: Eukaryota; Fungi; Ascomycota; Sordariomycetes; Glomerellales; Glomerellaceae.
AUGGACUCGAUGUACUGGGACGUCUUUCCCGCGGACGACUCAGAAUCCAGCAGCGACGAGGACAACGAGUGCGCGCCUUCUCUAGAGGUCCCGUGUGCGCGGUGCAGGGACAGGAAGCAUCUCUGCAAACGAUGCAAACGGCGCCAACAAAUCUCGAGCGCUGGGGCGAGGAAGUCGUCGCUGGAGAAUGCUUGCUUCCCUCCCCGCGCCACCAGCUCCGACGCUCCCGCCCCCGUGCCCGAGGUGCUCCUCCCGCCACCGGACGACGAGGCUCCCACGCCGAGAAACGGCGCCGCGGUCCCGGUGUACGCGGCCAUGUACACUGCCUCGCCGUCCUGGAUGUCGACUUACACGUCAAGCACGUGCGCCACGAUGUACACCGCGGCGCAUGAGCGGUCGCAGCGCGAACGGGCGCCGCUUCUGGAGGUGGCGGGCCAGCAUCAGAGGAGGAGGAUGCAGCCCCGCCGGCCGCGGAUGAGUGAGAGGCGGCGGUCUUCUGGGUGGCAGACGAGCGAGGUUGAAGGGUGGGAUGAGAGGGAGAUUGACGGGGGCGGGAGUUAUUGGGAUGUCGAAGGGGCGCGGUGGGAGGAGCAGAGGAUACGCACGCCGGAGCGGAGGGCGCAGAAGAGGGUUUGGCAGAAUGAGAGGGUGCAGCGGGCGCCGGUGAAAGGGGUCGGAAGGAGGAGGAAGUGGGAUGAGCAGAAGGGAGAGCUUCGGUGGAGGUCGCGGCCGCUGGUUGAGCCGUCGACGCCGAUGUAUCUUCAUGAUGUUGUGAUGGUGCAGAGGGCGAGGUUGCUAGAGAUGGCGUUCGUGUCUGGGAAAGGCCAUUCGAGGGUUGUGUUUGGCAUGGCGUAUGCGAGGGGGACGGGGCACGCGAGGGGUCUCUUUUGUCUGCCUGCUCCGAAAGGUGAGCCUUCUGGAGAUGGGUCCGGGCUUACGUGGAUGGAAGGUUUAUGGAAUGGUUUGGUUGGUUGGUUAUGGGGGACUGAAAGGGGUCUUGCUGUUGACUUGAGGGACAUAGACUAA